AUGUACGAUGCCUCUAAAGAUCCGGAGGACCACCUUUCGAUUUUCUUGACGCAUAUGCGCCUGCAAACCGCCGCGGAUGAGGUCCGCUGCAAGACCUUCCCUAUGUUCCUAAAGGGGAAGGCACGGCUCUGGUUCCAGGGACUGGCGCCGGGGUCUAUCCGGAGCUUUCCCGAGCUGGCUCGGCAGUUCGCAGCCCAAUUCGUCUCCUCGAAGGUCUACGCGAGGAACGCAACUCACCUGAUGUCCAUCAGGCAAAGGCCCGACGAGUCACUGAGGAAUUUUAUGACCCGUUUCAAUGCGGAUAGCUUGCAGGUCAGGGACAAUGACGAAAAAGUGGUGAUGGCCGCCUUCAAGAAUGGGCUCAGGGUAGAGGAGCUUUUCUACGACCUGGCCAAGAAACCUCCCGUCAACCUGGAGGAGCUCUUACGCAGGGCGCACGAGGCCGCUAAUUCGGAGGAGGCAGGUCGUCUGAAGAAAGAAUCAGAUCGGGAGUUUGGAGAUCGGAAAGGUCGGACAAACCCCCCAGAGGGCAAGGACGUCCCGUCCAAGAAAAACGUCUUCGACCGGCUCUCGAAGGAGAAGGCCCCUGCUCCGCCGCCACUCCCAGAGAAGACCUACACCCCUCUAACACGGCCCAGAGCCCAGAUCUUGGCUGUUAUGGAGGCGGAAGGACUGGGAGAUCGGCCGCCCAAGAUAGGGACGCCCCGGAACAAAAGGAACCAGGACAGGUACGAGGGACGGCGUCGAGACCGCCCUGAGCGGCGCGACGCUCCUCGGAACCCCUCCCCCGACCUGGAGAGCCAGAACCUAGCGGGGGUUAUAAACACUAUCGCCGGAGGCCCCACGGGGGGAGACAGUCACACAGCUAGGAAAAACAGGCGACCACCCCCCGAGGGAGACGACUCCUUGAAACGCCUGCGCAUGGACGAGGAGAUCACCUUCGGACCAAGAGAUGCAGUUCCCCUAGCGAUUGGGAAUCACGAGACUAUAGUGAUAGACAUUGUCACCAACAACUAUCGGGUGAAGAAGGUGUAUGUCGACCAAGGUAGCGCGGUCGACAUUAUGUUCUACCGGGUGUUCAAAGAGCUCGGACUGAGGGACGACCAGCUGACCCCGGUUCGAACACCUCUGGUGGGCUUCACAGGACCACCCAUCAAUCCGGAGAGAAUGAUCACCCUGAUGAUCACUGUAGGGCAGGCCCCCAAAUGCCGGACCAUCCCUGUCAAUUUCGUGGUGGUCAAACAGCAAUCCUCAUACAACGUGUUCCUGGGCCGGCCAGCUCUGAACGCCCUCCGAGCUAUUCCGUCCACCCUCCAUCUCAGCGUGAAGUUCCCCACUCCAGGAGGGAUUGCCUAG
Molecule: messenger RNA, 1356 nt
Organism: Coffea arabica (coffee)
Lineage: Eukaryota; Viridiplantae; Streptophyta; Magnoliopsida; Gentianales; Rubiaceae
Source: RefSeq, a predicted model, not a curated record